This is a messenger RNA of Cornus florida, 3029 nucleotides long. Its product is annotated as G-type lectin S-receptor-like serine/threonine-protein kinase LECRK2. The coding region runs from base 441 to 2849 and encodes 802 amino acids. The transcript has a single exon. NCBI's taxonomy places the organism in Eukaryota, Viridiplantae, Streptophyta, Magnoliopsida, Cornales, Cornaceae. Gene Ontology annotation, biological process: protein phosphorylation. Gene Ontology annotation, molecular function: ATP binding; protein serine/threonine kinase activity. The record is from RefSeq and is a predicted model, not a curated record.
CUUCUGCUCUCCUAUUUCAUUUGCAUGUCAUCCUAAGUUAAUUUUUCUGUACUCUCACGUUUCGUGUGAACUUCUACUAUCCUACUUCACCCGCCUGUCAUCCUAAGUUAAUUUUUCUACGCUCUCACAUUUUGUGUGGAUUUCUGCUCACCCACUUUACCCGCCUUCUUACCCCUGCUCUCAUUCCAUGCAUGUGUCUAUGAUUUUGGCGCUUGUAUUUCCACUCUCAUUUUAUGUUACUUAGCAAUAAACCAUGCUUCGGGAUCAAUUAGUCUAUUAUCUUUGGUCCCUUUAGACUAGAUUAGGAUGAUCAUCCUAAAGAAUUUUAGUCCUUUGCAGGGGUAAGAUUAUUCAAAAGAGGACCUACCCACCAUCAUCCAUUAUUUAACAUCUUUAUUCCAUCUCUUUGGUGGUAAUUCACAAACCAAUAAGUUGAGGCAAUGGCUUGCCCUCUUCCUCAUCUCCUCUUCUUUCUAUUUCUGCUUCCAUUUUCUGGUGUUGCUCAAACCAACGGUGGUAAUGUAUCGAUCGGUGCCUCUCUUACUGCUGCUGCUGAGGCGCAUUCGUGGCUUUCUCAAUCCGGCGAUUUUGCAUUCGGGUUCAAGGAAGUGGGCACCAAUCUUUUCUUGCUUUCCAUAUGGUAUGACAAGAUACCACAAAAAACCAUAGUGUGGUAUGCAAAUGAAGGCAACAGUACUGUCCCUAGAGGUUCCAAAGUUGAGCUUACUGCUGACAGAGGGCUAGUGCUUACUAACCCCCAAGGCGACCAGAUAUGGAAAUCUGAUCCUCUUGUGGGCUCAGUUGCAUAUGGCUACAUGAACAAUACCGGUAACUUUGUGCUUAAAGAUAGGAAUUUGCAAGAGUUGUGGGAAAGCUUCCGGGUUCCUACCGACACCAUGUUGCCUACUCAGGAAUUGGAGAAGAGAUAUGUGCUAACCUCUCGAAAAACGGAGACUAGUUUCUCCAAAGGAAGGUUCCAACUCAGCAUGCUUGACAACGGAAAUCUUGUGCUCAGAACCAUAAACCUGCCUACAGACCAUCCUAAUGAACCUUACUUUACAAGCGGGACUCGGGAUGAUAAUGAUUCAUCUAAUGCAGGUUCCCGAUUCGUCUUCAAUCAAUCCGGAUACAUAUACGUGCUGAGAGGGAACGGCCAGAGGUCCAUGCUCGGAGGAGGAGGAGCUGUUUCAGCCACGGAUAACUAUCUCAGAGCAACUCUCAAUUUCGACGGUGUGUUCACGGAAUACUAUCAUCCUAAGACAUCCAGUGGCAACGAAAGCUGGUCUGUGCUGUGGUAUGAACCGGAAAAUAUUUGCACAGCAAGUGUUGUGACUGCAGGAAGUGGCACUUGCGGUUAUAACAGCCUUUGCCAGCUCAAAACGGAUGGAAGGCCUUCUUGUUCGUGCCCACGAGGGUAUUCCUUGCUCGAUCCAAGUGAUCAAUUUAGUGACUGCAAACCGAAUUUCGCGCAGGGCUGCGAGGAUGACCACGAACAACUAUAUGAUCUUGUUGAGCUAUCCAACACUGACUGGCCAUUUUCUGAUUACGUGCUGUUGGAGCCUUUCGAUAGAGAGGAGUGCAGGAAUUCUUGCUUGCGAGACUGCUUGUGCUCUGUUUCCAUUUACAGAGAUAAUAGCUGUUGGAAGAAGAGGAUACCACUCUCAAAUGGGAGAGUUGUUAGAACUGAAAGGAGCACGGCAUUUGUCAAAGUCAGGAAAGAUAUUAAUUCUUCCCCACCGGGUCCUUGUCCUCCCGAUGAGAAGAAGCCGGGAAAGAAGCACGACGAGACUAAAGCUGUCGUGGGAUCGGUGCUAUUAGGAAGCUCUGUGUUCUUCAACUUUGUAUUAGUUGCUGCAAUUCUUCUGGGCUUUUGCUUCAUUUACAAGAGAAAGGACACCAGAAUUCCCCAAUUCGAAAGCGUCACGGACACUAAUUUGCGUUGUUUCACAUACCAAGAGCUUGCACAAGCUACGAAUGGCUUCAAUGAAGAAGUAGGAAAAGGAGCUUUUAGCGUUGUUUACAAAGGGGAAAUGAAUAGGGGUUCGGGAAAUUUCGUUGCAGUCAAGAAGUUAGAAAGAUUGGUUCAAGGUGAGAAGGAAUUUAAAGCUGAAGUGAAUGUGAUUGGCCAGACACAUCACAAGAAUUUGGUCCGACUGAUUGGAUUUUGCAAUGAGGGACCGAAUCGAUUACUGGUGUACGAGUACAUGAGCAAUGGUACGUUAGCGAGCUUCCUUUUCGGAGAUACAAGACCGAGUUGGAACCAGAGAAUCAGAAUUGCCUAUGGGAUUGGAAGAGGACUCUUGUACUUGCACGAAGAGUGUAGCACCCAGAUCAUCCAUUGCGAUAUAAAGCCUCAGAAUAUACUCAUUGAUGAUUAUUACAACGCUCGGAUUUCUGACUUCGGAUUGGCAAAGCUUUUAAUGAUUGGUCAGAGCCAAACCCACACUGACAUUAGGGGAACUAGAGGGUACGUUGCACCGGAAUGGUUCAGGAGAAUGCCAAUCACAGUGAAAGUCGAUGUUUAUAGCUUUGGUGUGUUGCUGCUAGAGAUCAUUUGUUGCCGGAGAAGCGUAGAUAUGGAUACCAGUGAAGUAGAGAAAGCAAUCCUAACUGAUUGGGCUUAUGACUGCUAUCAAGAAGGAACGAUAGACGCGCUGGUUGAAGGUGACGUGGAGGCCAUAAACGAUAGGGCGAAGCUAGAGAGGUUUGUAAUGGUUGCCAUUUGGUGUAUUCAAGAAGACCCGUCUUUAAGACCCACAAUGAGGAAGGUAACUCAGAUGCUUGAAGGAGUUGUUGAAGUUAAUGUUCCCCCAUGUCCCUCCCCAUUUAGUACUACGAUAUUGAUUUAGAGCAGAUUCAGGUCUUCGCUUUGUUUGUCUUAUCAAUCUUUCUUGUGCUGUGUAUGUAAGAUUCUGUUUGUUAUUGUAGUUUUGGGUAUAAAUCUUAGUAUGUCGCUGCAAAUUUUCUGUUACCAAUAUUUUCAGGAAUAAUAAUGUUUGAUAAUUGAUAUUGAACUGUUUCCAACAAAA